This is a messenger RNA of Erythranthe guttata (spotted monkey flower), 5318 nucleotides long. The record is from RefSeq and is a predicted model, not a curated record. Lineage: Eukaryota; Viridiplantae; Streptophyta; Magnoliopsida; Lamiales; Phrymaceae.
CAAAAAUUCAAUCGGCGCAGAUUUUGACGGAAGGAAGAGGAAGACGAAAGGAUGAGGGUUCCGUUGUGCUCGGUCUGCCAGAACAAGUACAGCGAGGAGGAGCGGUGCCCGCUCCUCCUGCAAUGCGGCCACGGCUUCUGCCGCGACUGCCUCUCCAAGAUGUUCGCCGCCUCGCCGGACUCGUCGCUCUCCUGCCCACGCUGCCGCCACGUCUCCACCGUCGGGAACUCCAUCUCCGCCCUGAAGAAGAACUACGCCGUCCUGUCGUUGAUCCAGGGCGGCGACGAGGAUGACGACGAGGACGACGAGGAGGACGAUGCUGACGGUAGUGAAGCCGGCGGCGGCGGCGGCGGUGGCGGUGGCAGGAAUUUCGCCGCUGGUAGUAGUAAUAGUUGUGGAAAUAAUAGUCAUGUUAAUAGUAGCACUAGUGGUGGUUGUGUUUAUAGCAACGGUAGUAGGAGAGUGGAGGAUGCUGUUAAAGGUGGGAUGAUAGAUAUGGCGGUGCACAGAGAGGUCAAGAUGGUGAGGAAGAUUGGAGAAGGAACCAGUCGGCGGGCGGGUGUGGAGAUGUGGGCGGCGGUGGUUUCCGGUAGAGGGUGUAAGCAUAAGGUGGCGGUGAAGAAAGUCGCUUUUGGGGAGGAGACUGAUGUGGUGUGGAUGCAAGGACAAAUGGAGGAUUUGAGGAGGAAAUCGAUGUGGUGCCGGAAUGUUUGCACUUUCCAUGGAAUAACAAGGAUGGAUAGCAGUCUUUGUUUGGUGAUGGACAGGUGUCACGGGUCUGUGCAGACCGCAAUGCAGCGGAAUGAAGGGCGCCUCACCCUUGAGCAGAUCCUCAGAUAUGGAGCAGAUGUUGCCCGUGGAGUUGCUGAACUUCAUGCAGCUGGUGUUGUUUGUAUGAACAUCAAGCCAUCCAACCUUUUAUUGGAUGAAAGUGGUCAUGCUGUGGUUUCUGAUUAUGGGUUUCCAUCAAUUUUAAAGAAGCCUGACUGCAGAAAAUCUGGAAAUGAGGUGGAAUCUUCAAAGAUCCAUUCGUGUAUGGAUUGCACAAUGCUGAGCCCAAAUUAUACUGCUCCAGAAGCAUGGGAACCAGUAAAAAAGUCGCUACAUCUUUUCUGGGAUGAUGCUAUUGGCAUAUCCCCAGAGUCUGAUGCAUGGAGCUUUGGUUGUACAUUGGUAGAAAUGUGCACAGGAUCUAUCCCGUGGGCUGGCCUAAGUGCGGAGGAAAUUUAUCAAGCUGUUGUCAAAGCUAAACGGCAACCUCCUCAGUAUGCAAGCGUAGUCGGUGUUGGAAUACCUAGGGAAUUGUGGAAGAUGAUUGGUGACUGCCUUCAGUUCAAGGCAUCAAAAAGGCCAACUUUUCAUUCGAUGUUAGCAAUAUUUCUUCGACACUUGCAGGAGAUUCCUAGGAGCCCUCCCACAAGCCCAGACAAUGACUUGCCUUUGAGCCCUGUAAUAAAUGGGAUAGCACCCUCCCCAUCAGCUGAGCUGGAGCUACCGCGUGCAGAUCCCAACUUUCUACACCGACUCGUCUCUGAAGGCAAUGUCAAUGGAGUUCGAGAGUUGCUUGCAAAGAUUUCUUCAAGAUAUGGUCAAAGUUUGUUACACUCUCUACUAGAAUCACAAAAUGCUGAAGGCCAAACUGCUCUUCACUUGGCUUGUAGACGGGGCAGUGCUGAACUUGUUGAAGUUAUUUUGGAGUGCAAAGAGGCAAAUGUUGAUGUCCUUGACAAAGACGGCGAUCCUCCUCUUGUUUUUGCUCUAGCAGCUGGAUCACCUGAAUGUGUUCGGGCACUCAUUAAACGAAAUGCUAAUGUCAGGUCCAGGUUAAGGGAAGGUCUUGGUCCAUCAGUUGCUCAUGUCUGUGCCUACCAUGGCCAACCAGACUGCAUGCGAGAGUUAUUAUUGGCAGGUGCUGAUCCAAAUGCAGUGGAUGAUGAAGGUGAAUCUGUGCUUCACAGAGCUGUUGCGAAGAAAUACACCGACUGUGCUAUUGUCAUAUUGGAAAAUGGAGGGUGUAAAUCUAUGAAUAUCCUGAACUCGAAAUAUUUGACGCCACUUCAUUUGUGUAUAAUGACAUGGAAUGUAGCUGUUGUCAGUAGAUGGAUAGAGCUUGCAUCUACGGAAGAUAUUUCUGAAGCUAUUAAUAUUCAGAGCCCCGGGGGAACAGCUUUGUGCAUGGCUGCUGCCUCGAAGAAAGAUCAUGAAUCUGAGGGUAGAGAACUUGUGAGGAUACUGCUAGCUGCUGGAGCAGAUCCAACAGCUCAAGACACCCAACACGCGCAAACUGCUUUGCAUACUGCUUCUAUGGCUAAUGAUGUCGAGUUAGUCAAGAUCAUAUUGGAAGCAGGUGUUGAUGUAAACAUCAGGAAUGUGCAGAAUACCAUACCUCUGCAUGUGGCAUUGGCCAGAGGUGCAAAAUCUUGCGUUGAAUUGCUUCUAUCAGCUGGGGCAAAUUGCAACAUGCAGGAUGAUGACGGUGACAAUGCUUUUCAUAUAGCAGCUGAUACAUCAAAGAUGAUACGUGAAAAUUUGGAGUGGAUCCUUGUUAUGCUUAAAUAUCCUGAUGCUGCAGUUGAUGUUAGGAACCACAGUGGUAAGACAUUACGAGACUUCUUGGAGGCUCUUCCACGGGAAUGGAUUUCUGAAGAUUUGAUGGAGGCACUGGCAGAGAAGGAGGUCAAUUUGUCUCCUACAGUAUAUCAAGUUGGUGACUGGGUGAAAUACAUAAGAAGCAUUAAGGAACCAACUUAUGGGUGGCAAGGUGCAACGCAUAAGAGUGUUGGCUUUGUGCAAAGUGUACCAGAUAAUGACAAUCUCAUUGUAUCAUUUUGCUCUGGAGAAGCUCAAGUACUAGCAAACGAAGUCAUAAAAGUGAUUCCUCUUGACAGAGGACAUCAUGUUCAACUUAAGGCUGAUGUCGUAGAGCCAAGAUUUGGGUGGCGUGGCCAGUCCCGUGACAGCAUUGGAACUGUUCUAUGUGUUGAUGACGAUGGAAUCUUGCGUGUUGGGUUUCCUGGUGCAUCUAGAGGAUGGAAAGCAGAUCCCGCCGAAAUGGAAAGAGUUGAAGAAUUCAAAGUCGGGGACUGGGUUCGUAUACGUCCCACCCUCACCACAGCUAAACAUGGCCUCGGAUCUGUAACUCCUGGUAGUAUCGGUACAGUUUACUGUAUUAGACCAGAUAAUAGUCUAUUAUUGGAACUUAGCUAUCUUCCUGCUCCAUGGCAUUGUGAACCUGAAGAGGUUGAGCAUGUCGAACCCUUUAGGAUUGGUGAUCGUGUUUGUGUAAAGCGUUCUGUUGCGGAACCUAGAUAUGCUUGGGGUGGCGAAACUCACCAUAGUGUUGGAAGAGUUAGCGAGAUAGAGAAUGACGGCCUUUUGAUAAUCGAAAUACCGAAUCGGCCUAUUCCAUGGCAGGCUGAUCCUUCCGACAUGGAAAAGGUGGAUGAUUUCAAGGUAGGAGAUUGGGUUAGAGUAAAAGCUUCUGUUCCCUCUCCAAUAUAUGGGUGGGAAGAUGUUACGAGAAACAGUAUAGGUAUCAUUCACAGUUUGGAGGAGGACGGUGAUAUGGGAAUCGCGUUUUGCUUCCGUAGUAAACUUUUCCGCUGUUCGGUCACAGAUGUUGAGAAGCUCCCGCCUUUCGAAGUGGGAAAGGACAUUCGCGUAAUUUCAUCCGUCACUCAGCCUCGGCUCGGAUGGUCAAACGAGACACCAGCUUCUGUUGGAAGAAUUGUGAGGAUUGAUAUGGACGGUGCCUUAAAUGUCAAAGUUGCUGGAAGACGUAGUUUGUGGAAAGUUUCACCAGGCGAUGCAGAAAGGCUUCCCGAUUUUGAAGUAGGCGACUGGGUGCGUUCGAAACCAAGCCUGGGCGCAAGACCAAGUUACGAUUGGAGCAACAUCGGUAAAGAAGGCCUAGCAAUCGUGCACAGCGUACAAGACACCGGUUAUCUAGAACUCGCUUGCUGCUUCCGCAAGGGACGGUGGAGCACUCACCACACUGACGUCGAAAAAGUCCCCGCAUUUAAAGUCGGUCAACACGUCAAAUUCCGAACUGGACUAGCCGAGCCAAGGUGGGGCUGGAGAGGAGCACAGAGCAAUUCCCGCGGCAUAAUUAUCAGCGUCACAGCCAAUGGUGAGGUGAGACUAUCAUUCCCCGGCAUACAAGGGUUGUGGAAAGCGGACCCCGCAAAUCUAGAAAUCGAGCAAAUGUACGAUGUGGGAGAGUGGGUCAGAUUGAGAUCGAACGGUAGGGUGGGCAUUGUGCAAGGAAAUGCUUACGAGGAAAACGAGCACGACGUGGCGGUUGUUGGAUUCUGCGGCGAGCAAGAUCCAUGGGUAGGGAGUAUAGCCGAUCUCGAGAGAGUCGACAAACUCACGGUUGGAGAAAAAGUCAAAGUCAAGAACUCGGUCAAACAGCCGAGGUUUGGAUGGUCGGGGCACACACAUACGAGCAUUGGCACAAUCUCGGCCGUUGAUGCGGAUGGCAAGCUUAGAAUCUACACACCGUCCGGUUCGAAAUCUUGGAUGCUCGAUCCCUCGGAGGUCGAAAUCGUGGAGGAGAGAGAAAUUCGGAUAAAAGAUUGGGUUAGAGUGAAGGGGAGUGUGACGAACCCUAUACAUCAAUGGGGGGAAGUUUCUAGUUCGAGUAUAGGAGUUGUGCAUCGGAUAGAAGAGGAAGAUGUGUGGGUGGCUUUCUGCUUUAUGGAUCGAUUGUGGCUUUGUAAAGUGUGGGAGAUUGAGAGAGUGAGGCCGUUUGGUAACGGGGAUAAGGUUAGGAUUAAGGAGGGUUUGGUGGGGCCCAGGUGGGGGUGGGGUAUGGAGACGCACACUAGCAGAGGUGAGGUCGUCGGAGUUGAUGCGAACGGUAAGUUGAGGAUUAAGUUUAGGUGGAGAGAAGGGAGGCCGUGGGUCGGAGAUCCUGCUGACAUCAUGCUCGACGAGAGCUGACAUCAUCGACCCGAAAACCUAACUUAACCGGUGUAAAUAGAGCGUCGGAAAAAAAUGGGACGAGGGAGUGUGGUCGGUUUGCGCGUUGGAAUUAUCAAAUUAAUCGUCUAGAAAGUUGUGACCGUUGUGGUGUAAGAAGUUUACUUGGGGGUCUAGAGUAUAUAUACAAAUAAAUCUGGGGAAUAGUUUUGGUAUUUAUUCAAUUUAUAUUUGUAUGUAUGAUAUAGAACACUUUCACUGGAUUAGUUGAAUUGUUUUUUUUUUUUUCUUUUAUUUUUUAAUUUAAUUUUAUAGUUUUUGUGGAUUCUUAGAUGUACGAGUUUUGAGUAAAGUAUUCUUAUGAAGUUUAUAGAGAUUUAUUUUUAUUAUGUAAA